Molecule: messenger RNA, 1839 nt
Organism: Sitodiplosis mosellana (orange wheat blossom midge)
Lineage: Eukaryota; Metazoa; Arthropoda; Insecta; Diptera; Cecidomyiidae
Gene: Rbbp5
Product: retinoblastoma-binding protein 5 homolog
Exons: 7
Coding region: 115-1587 (490 amino acids)
Cellular component (GO): Set1C/COMPASS complex
Molecular function (GO): protein binding
Source: RefSeq, a predicted model, not a curated record
CAAUGGCUGCACAUAGAGCGGCAAGCGAAUAACAUUUGUUUGACAGAUGAAAUAUUUAGGUUUAUCGCAUUGUUUGUUUCUAUCGACAAAAGUGUGUGAGCUGCAUAAGCCGACAUGAAUUUGGAAUUAUUGGAAUCAUUUGGGCAAAAUUACCCUGAAGAAUUCGAUGGUUCGCUCGACUGUAUAUCGUUAGCCGUCACUUGUUCGUUCAAUAAAUACGGAACACUUUUGGCUGUUGGCUGCAACGAUGGCCGGAUUGUCGUUUGGGACUUUCUGACACGAGGAAUCGCCAAAAUCAUAUCGGCACACGUGCAUCCCGUUUGCAGUAUUGGCUGGUCACGCAACGGGCACAAACUUAUUUCAGCGUCCACCGAUAACAAUGUGUGCAUUUGGGACAUUCUAUCGGGCGAUUGUGAGCAAAAGUUUCGGUUUCCAUCGCCGGUGCUGAAAGUACAAUUCGAUCCGAGGAACGAUGCCAGGUGCCUUGUUUGUCCCAUGCGAUAUGCCGCCGUUUUAGUCGAUAUCAAUGGAACACAUAAAUGUUUGCCGUAUGACAGUGAUGGAGAUUUGAAUAUAAUUGCAUCAUUUGAUCGGCGCGGCAAAUACAUUUACACGGGGAAUGCAAAGGGGAAAAUUCUAGUGCUUAACUCACACACGCUAAAAAUCGAAGCCAGCUUUAGGAUUGUCGUGGGAACAUCAAGUGCGACGGCUGUCAAAAGUAUCGAAUUUGCCCGGCGUAGCGAUUCAUUUUUAAUUAAUACAUCCGAUCGAAUAAUACGAGUGUAUGAUGCGAAGGAAGUGAUUGCAUGCGGUAAAGAUGGUGAGCCGGAGCCGAUUCAAAAGCUGCAGGAUUUGGUCAAUAAAACGACCUGGAAAAAGUGCUGUUUCUCGGGCGAUGGUGAGUACGUGUGUGCGGGCAGUGCGCGUCAGCAUGCGUUGUACGUGUGGGAAAAGUCGGUUGGGAAUUUAGUGAAAAUUUUGCAUGGUACAAAAGGUGAAUUACUGCUGGAUGUGGUAUGGCAUCCGGUGCGACCGAUCAUCACGAGUAUUAGUUCUGGGCUGGUAUCGAUUUGGGCACAAAAUCAAGUGGAAAAUUGGUCGGCAUUCGCGCCCGAUUUCAAGGAACUCGACGAAAAUGUGGAAUACGAAGAACGAGAAUCGGAAUUUGAUAUUGAAGAUGAGGAUAAAUCGGUGGAUUUGUCGGCCGAAGCAAAACAAGACGAAGAAAUCGAAGUGGAUGUGGUUAAAGUUGAUCCGAUUGCCGCAUUUUGUAGUUCCGAUGAAGAAUACGAAGAAGAUGCCGGCCUACAAUUUCUGCCAAUGGCACCCGAAGUUGAAGAUCCCGAAGAUGGAUGGAACCAAGAGAAUGCAAACGGCCAAGAGAAGAACACAUCGAAAGACGCCGAUGAACAAAUGGACACCGACGAUCUGUCAUCACAAAGUGGCGUUCGCAAAAAAAUACCUACGUACGACAUCACACUCGAAGCACCGCCUAAAGAUGAAAUCCAUCCGCUGCUAUUGAACCGAAGUAACAAAGACAAGCAAAACCAAAUGGCGAAAAAAGCGGCCGGUCGGCCCCGAAAAUAGAUGUGUUAUUUUCUCAAACCAGACAUAAACCACACAAAAUGUUUAUUAGAAAUAUUUCCAAAACAAUUUAUUUUUAAGAAAUAAUUGACCCAUGAUAAUUGCUUGAAUUUUUAUUGUAAAGUAAAAUUUAAUUAUACACACAAAACACAGAGAAAAAAAAAUUGAAAUGAAGUUAAUAAGAAUUGUUUGUCAGCUGAAAAAAAGGAAUGGUAAAAUUGAGUCUAAAUAAAUGUCAUUCGUAUUUUUUCAAAA